AUGCGACUCAUCAAUACCACAACUCUCGAGGUAGAGGAAUUCUUCGAUGUCUCUAUUCCAGAAUACGCUAUCCUUUCGCAUACAUGGGGCGACGGUGAAGUCUCACUGCAAGACUGGGCCGAUCGUAAGAACCGUCGCUUCAAGCCCGGGUUCCAAAAGAUCAUCUGGGCCUGCACUCAAGCUUCCAAGGACCAACUUACCCACGUCUGGGUAGACACUAACUGCAUUGACAAGAGCAGUUCGGCAGAACUAUCCGAGGCUAUCAAUUCAAUGUUCAGAUGGUAUCGGAGAUCCGCUGUCUGCUAUGUCUAUCUUGAGGAUGUCCCUGCAAUGGCCUUGGACGAAUGCACCAAACCGGACAGUGCAUUUAGGAAUGCAAGAUGGUUCACGAGAGGUUGGACUCUCCAGGAACUCAUCGCACCGCCAAAUGUCAGUUUCUUCUCCAGCAACUGGACUCUGAUAGCGACAAAGUCAGAGCUGGCCCCCUGCAUUACCGAGAUCACAGGGAUUCCUUGGUCUUGUCUCCUCAAGGGUAGGCUAUCUAAAGCACACCCAUUACGGAGAUACAGCGUUGCACAAAGAAUGGCUUGGGCUUCAAACCGCUCAACGACGCGUAUCGAGGACCAGGCAUACUCUCUCCUCGGACUCUUCGAUAUCUCCAUGCCUCUGGUGUAUGGUGAAGGUUUUGAAGCGUUCACUAGACUACUCGGAGAGAUCAUUCACAAGUAUGCAGAUCAUAGCUUCUUUGCAUCCCGGCUGCAAUAUGUCGAUUUCUUACCUCGCUCUCCUUGGGAGUUCGACAAGUCACAGUCCGUGGUUAUUAGUAGCUCACCGCAGCUGCAAAGACAUUACACGCCAGGAGAUCAUUCCUACUCAUUUCAUCUGACCAAUACUGGAUUGCAGAUCACUCUACCCAUUGUGCCUACUUUGGUUCCUAAUUUCGUAUUUGGUGUGCUUGACUGUUGGGACAUUGAGACUAUGAGUACUACGACAACGCGUCACGUAUCGCGGAUAUGGAUACCACUUCUUCGGAAGGGAGCUGGCGAGUCCCAGCGGUAUCUACGGUUGAUCUGGCCUCAAACCUUUUUCCCUGUGAAGAUGGCUCGGAAGGACAACAUAAUGUUUCGCGAAGAAGAGCAACCUCUUUUCAAAGGAGACAAGCAUGGAUCCGUUACUUCAGAAGAACCUUCUGAUUACGUGGACACAAUAUCAGCAGCAAUGCAGAGAGGUAUUCUGAUCAAGAAGCCAUAUGCGACCAUCCUGUCAGUCCCGUCAUGGCAGCCGCGUGAAGCAGGAAGUCCGUUCCUACUCUGCUUUCCCCGAGGAACAGCAGGCUAUCGUCUAUACGGUAUCUUCCCCAGCGACCAUGAAUCUGAUUCCGCAUGGUCAUCGGACACACCUCCUUUGCUGCCGCUAAUAAUGCCACGCCGUGGCCACAUAAGCUAUCCCCAAGAUCCUGAUGAUGAAUUGUUUGAGGAAGGCAAGACGGACUUCUACUCUGCUUUAGUCGUCUUUAAGAAGAAAGGAUCGAAGCCUCCACAAUUCGUUGCUAUCUUCCUGUCCAACAAUGCACAGGAGGAUAAAGGAAGGACGGGUUUCGAGCCAAGAGGCAAGGUGAUUCCAAAUUGGUCACCAACCGAGGAUGCCGACUUGGAAGCCGUCGAUUUCUCUACGUUUCCCGAUGCUGAUUUCUACGGUGAUACCUUGGUUACGGUGCAGAAGGUUGCAAGUAAUCCUAGGAUACGAGCGAAAGAUCGGUUCGUUGGGCUCACGCAGAUUAUCUUCGAUAGAGGGCAGAUGAUGGAAGAGUUACGCUUGCAACCAGACACAGAAAACAAGGCAUCAAGGGGGAUCUUGCAGCACUAUGGCCGAGAUUCAUCUGAUGGAGAAGCUUACGAUUGA
This is a messenger RNA of Fusarium tjaetaba, 1902 nucleotides long. Its product is annotated as het domain protein. The record is from RefSeq and is a predicted model, not a curated record. Lineage: Eukaryota; Fungi; Ascomycota; Sordariomycetes; Hypocreales; Nectriaceae. The transcript has a single exon. Bases 1 to 1902 code for a protein of 633 amino acids.